This is a messenger RNA of Populus euphratica (Euphrates poplar), 1384 nucleotides long. RefSeq names its product G-box-binding factor 1-like. The transcript is spliced from 11 exons. Gene Ontology annotation, biological process: regulation of DNA-templated transcription. Gene Ontology annotation, cellular component: nucleus. The record is from RefSeq and is a predicted model, not a curated record. Gene Ontology annotation, molecular function: sequence-specific DNA binding; DNA-binding transcription factor activity. Bases 33 to 1100 code for a protein of 355 amino acids. Lineage: Eukaryota; Viridiplantae; Streptophyta; Magnoliopsida; Malpighiales; Salicaceae.
UGAAGUUGGUGGUAUUUACUGAAUUGAUCUAAAUGGGGACAAGGGAAGAAAGCACACCUUCUAAGCCUUCCAAACCAGCAUCUUCAAAUCAGGAAAUACCCGCAACGCCUUCAUAUCCUGAUUGGUCAAAUUCUAUGCAGGCUGAUUAUGGUGCUGGAGCUACCCCACCACCCUUUUUUGCCUCAACAGUUGCCUCACCAACACCUCAUCCCUAUAUUUGGGGAAGCCAGCAUCCUUUAAUCCCACCUUAUGGAACCCCGGUUCCAUACCCAGCUUUAUAUCCUGCGGGGGGAGUGUAUGCCCAUCCAAACAUGGCCCCGACACCAAAUUCAGCACCGGCAAAUACAGAGUUGGAAGGAAAGGUCCCUGAUGGAAAGGACCGUACUUCAGCUAAAAAAGCUAAGGGAACUUCAGGAGGAAAAGCUGGAGAGAGUGAAAAGGCUAUUUCGGAUUCAGGAAAUGAUGGUGCCUCCCAAAGUGCUGAAAGUGAUACAGAUGGCUCAUCUGAUGCCAGUGAUGAGAAUACUAACCAGCAGGAAAAUGCUGCAAACAAGAAAGGAAGCUUCAACCAGAUGCUUGCAGAUGCCAAUGCACAAAGUACCUCAGCUAGAUCAAAUAUCCAAACUUCUGUGCCUGGGAAGCCUGUGGUGUCUAUGCCCGCAACUAAUCUAAACAUUGGGAUGGACUUAUGGAAUGCAUCUCCAGCUGCUUCUGGAGCUACAAAAAUGAGACCAAAUCCAUCUGGUGCCUCAUCCGGUGUUGUUCCUGCUGGAAUGCCUGAACAGUGGAUUCAAGAUGAACGUGAAUUGAAAAGACAGAAGAGGAAACAAUCAAAUAGAGAGUCAGCCAGAAGGUCAAGGUUACGUAAACAGGCAGAGUGUGAAGAGCUACAAGUCAGGGUAGAGAAUUUGAGCAAUGACAAUUGCAAUCUUAGAGAUGAAUUGCAGAGCCUCUCCGAAGAAUGCAACAAGCUGAAAUCCGAAAAUGAUUUCAUUAAGGAGGAGUUGACUCGGUUGUAUGGACCAGAAGCAGUAGCUAACCUUGAACAAACCAACCCCAUUUCAGAUCCAAAGUCUCACGGUGGUGAGGGAGAUAGUUAACAGUAAAGACUGAGGCAUGAAUUGGCAUCCGGAAGAGUACUUUCUCGAACUCCUCCCGGAUAUCAUGAUUACCAUUAGUCGAGUAGAGAACCUUUGGUUUUAAUGACUGAUCCAUACCCUUAACCCUUCAGCUGUAACGGCAAAAUUUGCUUAUAAAAUCUUAACUGGAGCUAGAAACCUCAAUGAUUCCAUGCGCGUUAUUGUAUUAUUAAUUUAAUCAACUUCGUUGGCUGAAAAGGAACCUUUCUCCCAUUUCUUGAGAGGGACUCUCUAACGUUAGCUUA